CGGGAGGCGGAAAGGGCGGGGACGAAGAAGAGUCACAUGAUAAUCAAAGCUCGUGAAAGGAGGGCGAGGAAAAGAGCCGUCACGUGAUCCCGCCGAGCAGCUCCGCCGAGUGGGGAGGGGGUGGCAGGCCGGGUACGUCCGUCGCCGGGGAGGGCGGCGUGUGAGAUGCUGGCGGGGCCUUGGUAGGGCCGGGGAGAGCGGGCGACGGGACUCCCUCCCUGGGUAACUCUCAGGUUAGAACUGGGGGAUGCGAAAGGGGGGCGUUUGAGGGUGGGGGCUACAGGUUAAUUACAGCUUUAGGGUGAGGUCAGGCUUGGUGGGGAAAGGGGCCUGUUGUCAUUUUUCUCCCUUCAGUCUGAGAUGUGACUCUGAGGAGUAGCUACCCUUAAAUUCAUCUUUGGCUUUGUUUACAUUAUAGCAAUAUAUGUAUGUAAUAAUAAUAAUAAAAACAUAAUAAAUAAAUAAGGGAGUGGGAAAUAAGAAUCUAAUGCUGAACAGUGGGUGUGUUUUGCCUUUGUGUUACUGACUGGCCUUCUCUUCUGGUCGUCGUCUUCUUCUGGUUCUUUUUCUCGCCCUAGUUAAGUUCUUCUGUAACUGUCAUAAGAUUUGCUGUUCUCCCCUGCAGUUCUUUAGGGUUUGUAAGGGGCUGGCUAUCUCAUAUUGUCUCUCCAGUGGGUUCUUCUUGCCGCUGGCCAUGGCAUCUCAGCGGCAACCUUACAUGGAUACGGCCCCAAUCCUGACCCAGGCAGAUGACACAGAGGAAGAGGGAAAGGAUGGUCUGCAAACUGGGCAUGAAGGGGAAGAAGAGGUACAGACCCUCACAGGCAUCUCCUCUACACGGGCUGGCUUCAUUGUGGGAGUUCUCUGCUUUGUUAACCUGCUGAACUACAUGGACCGCUUCACUGUGGCUGGUAAGGGUGCUGGGGUGCUAUGAGACUGUAGCUGGAACUUCUCUUCCCAGCUGUGUCAGGUGGGUGGGCACUGUAAGUUUUAAAGCGAUGAGGUGUUGAUUUUCUCCCCACCCACAACAAUCCUUAACUUUAGAUAAUGAAGGUCAUGAUGGAUUGUUUUGGGGUGAGGAUACUUAGUUGUCUUUCCUCAGUAUUAACACUGUGAUCCUUCUUCCUUACCUCAGGCGUUCUUCCUGACAUUGAGGCAUUUUUUACAAUUGAUGAUAGCAAAUCAGGGCUCCUACAAACAGGUGAGUAGGGUGGUGGGGCUUGGUUCUUCCCCACCCACAACCCAGGCACUUUGUAAGGGCAGUGCUAUUGAAGCAGGAGCGUUUGCCACUGGGAAUAAUUAUUUCUUUCUUCUCAGUUUUUAUUAGUAGCUAUAUGGUACUUGCACCAAUUUUCGGUUACCUGGGGGAUCGCUAUAAUCGCAAAUACCUGAUGUGCAUUGGGAUCACCUUCUGGUCAAUAGUGACGCUGGGGAGCAGCUACAUUCCCAAGGAGGUAUGGGGGCAGGGGAGAAGAUUCUGUAGAUUAGUUUUCACCCAGGCAUGGGGAAGAACUUUGGGUUUGGGAUCUGUGUGUCUUCCCUUCCACCCCCCAGCAUUGAGGCUUAUGGGGCAGGGGAGAUCUGGCACAGCUGUCCUCUUGAGAUUGGGAAGGUGCAAGGCUUUCCUUCAGUUUAAGCUGUGUGUCAUUAAGCUGAACUCUGGAUAAAAUCACAAACAUUUGCUAGCUGGUAAGAAACUGUUUUGGAAGGCCUUGUGCCUGACUGACUAGAGGAGAUUCUUACUUGUCACAAGCCACAGAAAAGUGGCUAUUUAUAAAGUAUUGCUGAACAGGUUUGAAACCUGUUCUUGACAUUCACACUUACCAAACAAGGAAUCCUAGGAACUGUAAUUCUGAGAAGGGGUUAAGAAUACUUGACGAAGUAUUCUUUGCACCCAUACAUGACUGCAUGUCCUGAGGUUCUUUAGGGGUGUGUUUCAGAUUUAUAGCUACACUAUUACAUCUCCUCAGUUUAUUGUUUGUUUUCUCUACGUUAGAUGUUCUGGCUGUUGCUGCUGACACGAGGCAUGGUGGGUGUGGGAGAGGCCAGCUACUCAACUAUUGCCCCCACCAUUAUUGCUGAUCUGUUUGUGGGUGACCGGCGAUCCCGCAUGCUCAGCAUCUUCUACUUCGCCAUACCUGUGGGCAGGUGCGAACACCCUGUGGUCUGUUUCAGGGCGGGGUAUGCACUGUAGUGAAGUUGAACUGGAGAUAUUCAUCUGUUUACUGUAAAUUGGCAAUCAGCCUUAUGCAACAAUCAAAGCAAGAUGUGUGUGUUCAUAAGCCAUGGAAUAGGAGCAUGGGAAGCUGCCUUAUAUAACUGAUUCAGACCAUUGGCCCAUUUAGCUCAGUAUUGUCUACACUGACUGGCAGCAGCUCUUCAGGGUUUCAAGCAGGGCUCUUUUCCCAGCCCUAUCUGGAGAUGCUGGAAAGUGAACCUGGGGUUUUCUGCAUGCAAGACAGGCGCUCUACCGCUGACCUCUGGCAUUCCCCCAUGUUGCAAUGACCAAACCUAAUUGGCUUUCACAGAAAGAGGGGAGCCUGCCUGAGUGUGGGUCUGACUGUUCUCCCUUUUCACCUGCAGUGGACUGGGCUACAUAGUGGGUUCAAAGGUGAAAGAUGUGGCUGACGACUGGCAUUGGGCCCUGCGGGUGAGUAGGGGAUACAAUUGUACUGGUUGGUGUUUGUUGCCUUAUGUUCAUGUUGCAGUUCAGCUCAUCUUCAUCACAUUGUAGUAAGCUUGUCUGCUAUGCACCUAUGCAUACAUGUUUUUAUUUUCUUCUGUUUAGAAUGCCUCCAACUUAGAUCAUUAUCUUCUCAUACAGGUGACACCAGCCCUAGGGGCGUUGGCGGUGAUACUGUUGAUAACUGUGGUGCGGGAGCCGCCUCGGGGAACUGUGGAGACGCACUCAGAUGCCCCUCUGCAAUAUACUUCCUGGGCAGCUGACCUGCGGGCCCUGAGCCGCAAGUGAGUAAUGGGUACCAUUUAAUGUACUGCUGCCAUGUAGGCCACAUCCCACCUUUCCAUUCUGGAAUAGCUUCCUUGCCCUAGUUUCAUUGAUUCCAGAUCAGUGUAGAUAUUCUCUUUAGUGAUAGAUAAAGGACAAGAAACUGAGAAGCAAAACAAACCACUUAGGGAAAAUCUGUACAGUCUUCUUUCUUGUGGGGGCUUUCAAAGCAAGACUGACAGGUAGCUAUCCAGAGUGCUUUAUGGAGGUGGUUUUGAAAUUUGGUUCCUCAGAGUAUUGGGGAACUUAAUUAAGGAAAUUGGUAAUGGUAGCAAAGGUUCCCUUGACCAUAAGCUUGUCCAAUAUUAUCAGUCUUCCCCUGCAGUUAUAAGCAGAUGUUGAGAUGUGUUCUAGGGUGUGUGCUCAAAUUGCACCAGGUCCAGCAGGCCUGGCCAAUGACUUGUUUAAUCCACGAGAAAGUGCCCCAACAUUCUUUGUAACAUAAUAAGAGCCAACAGGCCAGUGCAGUAGCUGUUCAUUGAAAGGGUGAAAUGGAGUGAGGAAGUGAUAAAAGCCCUCUGCAAGUGAUCAGUCUGCAACUCUGAUAAGAGUGCUCUGUCCUCACUGCAGUAACCUGCUAGAUAGGAAACAAGGUGAGGAGGAGAGGGGAAAGGAAAGGGAUAGCCUUGUCCAUCAUUGCCUCUGGCCCUGACCCCACCUGGCAUACCAAAUAAUAUAAAGCCCUUGACAGAAAAUGUUCUUCCCUGCCCUGGCUUUAGGCCUAGGGUUGCGGCUCUCUGCAGAUGUGAUAACUGUGCCAUCAGUAAUGUUCUCUGUAGGAGGCAGUGGCACCCUACACACUGUGUUUUACAAUUUGCCCACAGUUUCAGUUCCCUGGUAUGGUUUUUUCUCCUAGUAACCUCCUGAGCUGGAGAACACCUUGCUACUUGGGCCACCACUAUUACAGGUGGGCAAACCGUGACCUAAGAGAUCCUGCCGUGAGAUGGCUGAGUGUUUCUAAGGACUGACUCAUCCCUGGUUGCCCUAUAGUUUGAGUUCUCUGUAUUUUUACAGCUGAAUGGGUGAGCCAACUCUCUUGUAGAGCAUUAUAUGUGAGGUCAUAGGAAAGUUAUGUUUGUGGCAAUAGAUCUCUGAUGAUUCCAAUUGCUCAACUGCAGGAAUGAUUAGGGCUAUUGUUUUAUGCUCACAUUUCCUCUCUCUCUCCCCCCCCCCCCCAUGGACAGUCACAGUUUUAUAUUGUCAUCGCUGGGCUUCACAGCUGUGGCCUUUGUAACAGGCUCCCUGGCUCUGUGGACACCAACUUUCCUGUACCGCUCACGCCUGGCCGCUGGCACUCUCCAGCCUUCUCCCUCAGGACAUGCUUCUGACUCUGAUAGGUGAGUUAGUAGCUGAGGAAGCCCUUAGUCAUGACAUCAGUUCAGCUCUCUCUUGAGGAACACUUGGUUCAGCAGUGGAGGUUCACCACUGCUGUCUUUUGACACCUCUGUGUUUCUUAACUCUGAGCUGUUUGUAGUAUAGGGGCUAAGAGACUGUCACAAAUGGGGGUGCCCCAAAUCUUGAAUCUUGCCCCUGCUGUAAACUUGGUAGAUGGCCUUGGCAUGCUACUGUCUCUCAUCCUCCCAUCUGCAAUGUGGGGUACCAUAUGUGAAGUGCUCUGAGCCUUCUCUGCGGUGCUUUUAUGAAUGCUUUGUAUCAUUAUCUCUGCAGCCUCACCUUUGGCGUCAUCACUUGUGUGACUGGUGUGCUGGGUGUCAGUGCUGGGGUGGAGAUUUCCCGGCGCUGGCGCCGCACCAACCCUCGUGCUGAUCCCCUGGUGUGUGCAACUGGACUGCUGGGCUCUGUCCCCUUCCUGUUCCUGGCAGUGGUGACCGCUAAGCAGAGCAUCGUUGCCACCUACGUGAGUUCUCCCCAACUUUCACUUGUUAAUUUGGUACAGCCCCUGGAGGUGCUGCCAGCUUUCUUGUGGCAGUGUCCAUGGUGUGGCAUGGUGGGUACCGUUGCCUGUCCCACUACUGCCCAUCCUGUGCUUUUUAAACUUUUGUACACUGCUUUGGAAUCUUAAAAAAUAAAAAGGAUGUUAAAAACAAAAAUAAUACCGUCUCUUCUCUUCACCCCUCCUUCCUCUGCAGGUAUUUAUUUUCAUUGGUGAGACCCUCCUCUCCCUCAACUGGGCCAUAGUGGCGGACAUCCUUCUGGUGAGACUGUGGGGAAGAGGCAGUGUGCAAAACUCUAGACUUUUAUUUCAUUUGCAGAAUUGCACCGUUCUCAUUUGCCUUCCCACGUGGUGGUAGCCAGGGAGAAUCAAGUAGAGUGAAUCAGCCCUGGAUUUAACUGUCCAUUGACAGUGGUUUUGUUUGUUUUUUUAAACUUAGUUCUGUUGAGAAUUCACAAGAUAUCCUCAGGCAAAUCUCUUUCCCUCUAAUGAAACAAUAAUUCUGGCCUACUCUAGGGAGGAGUUAGAAGUAUUGCUGCGAGUGUGCACCUUGGGCAUCCCUCCAGGGCUCCUGUGCUCACGGUAGAUAGCAGGGUAGUCAGUGUAGUGUUUCUUACAGCUCCAACAUGAUGGUUUCUCCUCCCUUGUGCUGCCCAAAUCCCUAUCCCAUUUUGGCUGUGCCACUGUGUCAUAGAUCCACUGGCGCAAUGGUUCACGGGUAUAUAUUUAUGCCACCACAAUUGCUAUCUGGCAUGGCAGUUGGCAUGGUGUACAGGACUGCACCUCUGUGCUGCUUUUCUACAGAGGACUACAUGAGCUUCUGGGGGCUUCUGGUCCCCUUUGUCAAAUGUGCUAAGUGAAAUCCUCAGUUUGCAAGAGUGUGUAUCACACCAAAGUGGGUAUAGAAUAAAAGAGGAGCAAGAUGAAGGGCAACCAGAAGAGGCUUAGCAAUGUGUGUGAGAGAGUGGCUUGUAAUGGCUUUAUAGUUAUGUGGGGAAGCAACCGUUUGCUGUCCAGCAGAGGGCACCAGUAAAUCAGCUGUAUUCUCUUCCCAGUAUGUUGUCAUCCCCACACGCCGAUCCACAGCUGAAGCUUUCCAGAUCCUGCUGUCGCAUCUUCUGGGUGAUGCUGGGAGCCCUUAUCUCAUUGGCCUGGUAAGUGCUUGGACAGCGAGAAGGCACUUCUGGUCAGCUUUUCAAAGCUUGCGACUUCCGAGGCAUUCUACCCAUCAAGUAGCUCCUCUUUUCUCUGUCAUCAGCCGCUUGCUCUUUCCCAACAUUUAGAUCAUACCUUGCAAGGCUCACGCAGCUGUAUUUCUUGGGCCAAAAGAGCCCAGGCUGAUCCUGCAAUAUUUGUUCAGGCCGAGCGAAAUUGAUGCAUUGCAACCUUGUGCAAUAUUAACCUCCCAGGACCUAAGCUCAGCUGUUGAAGCUCUGCUCCGGGUGAUCAUCUUAAGAACAGACUGUUUUCCAUUUGGGAGCAGGGCCUUCUUAAUAGCGACUCCGGAGCUAAGACUCUCUCAAAAUGUUUCUUGUAUGUUGCCUGCCAAGCUGUGUUUGGAGGCAUGUAAAAAUGUGUUUAUCUUGCCAGGUCUUAUGAGAGUUAACUGGAAGUGUGCUCUCAAGUUUGUAUUAAAUAAUUUUUUAUUUUAUAUGCUUGUACUGUGUGGCUUUGAAAAAUGUUAAAAUAGUUCUAUUGCCUGUCAGCCACUUCGUAGUCAUUCUUGUUAAAAGCCAGCAUCAAUAUAAAUAAUACAUACAACAUUAGCAGAUACUCUGUUUUGGAAAGAAUUUUGUUGGUUUAGAAGUACUGCAUCUUCGAUUCCUUUAGGCGAGUUUUGAGCAACAGCACACUACAAACCAGGGGAGAGAGAGAGAGAGAGGGAGAGAGUGGUUGAGUGGUAGGGAUGGGUUUUGCCACUCAUUGCCUCAGCAAUGCUAUGUGCUAGGAAAUAGCACAAGCAAUAAAUAACACCAGCAAUUUCCAAUUCUGCCAGCUUUCCUAUUGGUUGUGCCGCUCCACUUGACACUGCAUAAUGGUGUGCAUGUUCUUUUGCUGAAUCCCUUUUCCAGAUCAGUGACCGAAUCCAAGAUGAUCGCCCCCAAACAUUCCUGUCGCAGUUCCGAAGCCUUGAAUAUGCGCUUAUGGUCUGUGCCUUUGUGGGAGUUAUUGGUGGCGGCUUCUUCCUGGCUACGGCUUGCUUCAUCCAGGCAGACCGUAAGCGCACAGAGCUGUAUGUACAAGGUAAAACCUCUUCCCUCCAUUGGCCAGUCAGAGUUGAGAUGUUAAGGUCUGUGAAGCCUGGCACAGAACUGCUGCACCAAGCAUGCACCCCAGUAGCAAAAACGAUUGUGGGUUGCUUUAGUAGUGGCUCUGUGUCAUGAGGAAGCCACUCAUCUCCUGUGGCAUGAUAGAACUUUCCUGGAAAAAGAGGGUGGUCUGGUGUAACAGCCAGUUAUGAGUUAGGAUGGAAAGGGAAGGCGUCCCACAAAUGUGGGUGUCCAGGGAGCUUCCCUGUGUGAUUUUAAAUUGCCCAACAAGUGUUUGUCAGGGACAACAAUUGUUAUUACCUCACUUUGGAAGCAUCUUUUUGAUUUAGAAUGCCUUGUCCCCCACGAAGAAACCUUUUUGGGCAAUUACAUGAGCAAGCUUUUGGCUUCUGCCACAGUUUCACCUCAUAACUUUGCUGUAGUGGCUGCAGCUGAGUAGCGACAAGAGGAAUUUCUGAGUAGCAGGGGUGGCACAUGUCUUGAUAAGUCCUGUGUGUUAGGAAGUGUGCAUGACCAUGUAGGAAAUCAAGGGAGGACAACCAAUCAGGAGCCUCCUUUCCUCUAACCUGAGGCUGGCGCAGCCUCUUUGGACAAACACCUCUGACCCUGUCAUGCUCUUUCUCCCUGCAGGGCAAUUUCACGAGUCACCUGAAGGAGAAGAUCGCAUUGUUGUUCCUCAGGGUGGGCGACCCACCAAAGUCCCUGUCUCUAGUGUCCUGAUCUGAAGCCCGCCCCACUUGGUUCCUUCAAUCUGGGAAAGAAUGAUGGACUUGUGAUCAGCUGAGCAUGGCACUCACAGGGAGAUGAGGACUCUCUGAAUGGACCCAGGCGGGUGGUUUUGUGGGCAACAGGGGAAGAUCAGUUUUUUGUGUCUGUGUUUCUGGGAUUUUUAUAAAGCACUAACUUUAUCAAGAGUCAUGUGGUGUUUUUCAGAUGAACAGGAUGAAACAAUGAAACCCUUCCCCCAUCUCUGCCUUCUACUUUAAUGGUUUUUCAAGGGUUCCCAGAGGCUUUUUCAAUGGUGUUCCCAAUAUAUGUGAUUUCACUUACAUUGUGGUGCCUCAGAACGUAACCCCUCGUAUAUGGGGAGUUGCCUGUAUGUCACAAGAGGUCUAGGAGAAGGCAAGUAAGGGGUAAACUGGGGCACAUUAGCUGUUGCAGCAGGAGAGUUUUCAAAAGCUUUUAUGCAGGGGGAAAAACUAGAAGUGGCUCUAACUCAGCUUUUAAUAAAUGUUAGGGAAGAAAUCAGAAAAAGUUUUUUUUUUAUUCAAGAAACCUCUGCUUUAGUAGUAGUAACUACAUCUUACUGACUUCAGAACAGAGUUAGUCAUGAGGGAUACUUUUAAAAAUAAAAAAAUCCUGAAGCUUCUGUUCUGGCCUAUUUGGUGUUCCAAAGGUUCUUGCCUGUUAAGACUGUGUUGUCUUACUUUGAAGCGUCAAGAACAUGUGCAAUCAGAAAUUGGGUGUAGUCAAAAGUUUCUCUUCGAGAUCCAGAGGAUAAGGUGCCUUGUUUUCUGUGUGUUUUUGCUUCUGACUUACAUUCUUGCUGAAAACCAUCUCGGCUAAGGAAGUAGUGCAGUGAGGUGAUGUCACACAUUUGGUGGAUAAAGGCUGGCUGUUUUGCACAUGCACGUCAUCACUUGAUGGCUGUCCAUUGAGGCGGCGGGGGGGGGCAUUCAUUUGUGAAAUCUGCCUAAUUGCAAAGUUGGAAGGCAUUUUUUGUGACCCUGUAGCCAUCUGACUUGCAUAAGUGGUUUGGCUCACGUGCUUGGUUCAUUAAGUGAAGCUGCAUUGUGUUGCAGUGACCUUGAUGUGAUACAAAUUAUCUUGAAAUUAUUUCUUUUGUUUUCAGAUUGUGGUGCACCGGGAUGUAAAACCAGGUGUCUUCUGUAGAGACAUUCCAGUGGAAUAGCUAGGUUGUUGCUCUUUGUUGCAACAGAUUCAGGGCCCAAUCUAGAAGAGCCUGUGUGAGAUAGACAGAUAGAUAGAUCUGUCAGCUGAGGAUAACAUGCCAUGCAACUAAGGAAGUGAGCUCUGGCCCAUGAAGGUUUAUGCGACUAUAAUAAACAUACUGGUUUUUGAGGUUCUUUCUUUCAGAUCAAAAUUAGUUUCUUUAUGGGUUGCUUGGGUAUGGUUUAUUACUGGUUUUGAAAGAUGCCCCACCACCACCUAUAGAGGCCCUUCUAUGCUUCGGAACAGAUGUUGGCUUGAGGUCAAAGGUGUGUGUGAUGAUUUGCAUGCCUGUUAUUCCUUGAGGAAUGAAUGGUGGUCUGUAGCAUUUGCAGGUUGCAAAGAAUGGAAAUGAGAUUUGAAUUGCCCUUGUGGAGGGCUUGGAGGAAACCCCCAGGGGCUUAGUGGAAGAAUGAGAGUCUCUAUUGAGAUUGUCUCUAGUACAGUGCUACCUCGGGUUAAGAACUUAAUUUGUUUUGGAGGUCCGUUCUUAACCUAAAACUGCUCUUAACCUGAGGUACCACUUUAGCUAAUGGGGCCUUCUGCCGCCACGCCGCCAGAGCACGAUUUUUGUUCUCAUCCUGAAGCAAAGUUCUUAACCCGAAGUACUAUUUCUGGGUUAGCAGAGUCUGUAAUCUGAAGCAUCUGUAACCCGAGGUACCAAUGUACUUCAUAUCAGCCGUGUUUCUUUGCCGGUUGGGUGGGGGAAAGCAGGGUGAGAUACAUUGUUUUUUCCACUGCUCAAUUCACAAAGAGAGGCUGGUGAAUCUCUUUCCCGUAGAUUUGUUUCAUGUCAGCAGAAGUGCCAAAUGCCUUUUCCUGGACUGUACCAUCUUUCUUGAAGAGCAGGGAGAGGGUUGUAAACUUCUCUGCACAUUGAAAAACAGCAGGUUGAGAGGUUGGGUCAAACCCAUCUUGCCAUUUGGGGGGUGUGUGUGUGUGUGUGUGUGUGUGUGUGGAGUUCUACAAGAUGUAUGUUUAACAUGCUUUGCAAGCCAGAGUGCUGUGAGGUAAGGAGAAGUUGGUUUCUUUUUAUUUUCUAUUUCCUAUAAAAAAAGAUGCCCCUUCAAUCUCACAUCAUGUAUAAAUGGGGCACAUAUCUGGAUAAAAUGCACAUGCCUCACUGCCUCCAGCUUGGCAUGGAGAUGUCAUUUAUUCUUUAUGUAUAGGAAGGCUCCCCACCCUCAGAAAAGCAUUGAAAUGUGCAAAUUGCGUACACACCCCUGCAGCCUGAAAUGGUACAGUCCAGAAAAGGCUUCACCACUUGAUUUUACAGUGGUACCUCGGGUUAAGUACUUAAUUCGUUCUGGAGGUCCGUUCUUAACCUGAAACUGUUCUUAACCUGAAGCACCACUUUAGCUAAUGGGGCCUCCUGCUGCUGCCACGCCGCCAGAGCAUGAUUUCUGUUCUCAUCUUGAAGCAAAGUUCUUAACCUGAAGCACUAUUUAUGGAUUAGCACAGUCUGUAACCUGAAACGUAUGUAACCUGAAGCAUAUGUAACCUGAGGUACCACUGUACUGAGCGUAUAAAACUUGUCCUCUGGU
This is a messenger RNA of Podarcis lilfordi (Lilford's wall lizard), 10665 nucleotides long. The record is from the annotation of a GenBank genome assembly. Lineage: Eukaryota; Metazoa; Chordata; Lepidosauria; Squamata; Lacertidae.